UUCGAGUUGAACUAUAUACCUACACUUGAUUUUGUAUAUUAAGCUAUAACUUGUUAUCUAUGAAUAAACGUAGUGCAAAAAUGUGGAAAUGAUAAUUAUUAAUUACACAUUACCUACCUAUAUCAUAUUUUAUAAAACAAAAAUGUAUGGAAUUUAAAAAUUGUAUUUCAUUCCAACGAAAUGAAAAAUGAUACGAGGUCUAAGAUAUUUUGAUUAAAUUUAUUAUUCAAGACAUACCAGAUAAAUGUUGGGUGGUGGGUGGCGGGUGUGGUCGAUAAGCAAUGUUUUCAUAAAAUAUAAUUUUUGUUGAACGAGCUAUAGUCUCCACACAGAUAAUUUGAGAGUACUUAUUAUUUCAUAGAUGAAUAUUCUUGAAGGUUUGUAUUUAUGCUUAUAAUUUAUUUUAAAAUCAAUUUCAUACACCGUUUUUAGUAUCAAUUGUUUCAAGAACCGGACUUAGUAAACGAUAUAAUCGGUAAUGCAAAAUACGAAGCAAAUUCCGGAACCCACUCGAUGUGAACCAGCUAAAUACGAAUAUAAGAAAUCAUCGUAUACGGAAAUGUACAAAGUACUACAAACCUUACGCCAAGAUGAGGUUCUUUGUGAUAUCAAACUAGAGACAGACGACGGUGGAGUUAUAUUCGGCCACAAAGUGGUUCUGGCAUCGGCUAGUCCAUAUUUUCUUGCAAUGUUCACACAUUUUUCAGAAAAGGAUCAAGAUCUAGUUGCUAUCAGGCAGUUGAACUCUAGUACCCUACAGCUCUUAAUAGACUUUGUUUAUUCUGGAGAAAUCUCGAUCACUGAAAAAAAUAUACAGGAUUUGUUACCGGCAUCGAAUCUUUUGCAGUUACAAGAAGUCAAAAACGCAUGCUGUGAUUAUCUACAGGCACAUCUAUGUCCUACAAAUGUUAUUGGUAUAAUCGGGCUAGCUGAUUUACAUAGUUGUACGACAUUGUUAACAAGUUCAGAAUUAUAUAUUCAACAACACUUUUCAAAGGUGGUAGAACAUGAAGAAUUCCUGUCCUUGUCAUAUGAACAAAUGGUUAAGUUAAUCUCUAGUGAUGAACUUACAGCUCCAUCUGAAGAAAAAAUAUUUGAAAGUGUUGUUCGAUGGGUAAAACAUGAAUUGGCUUCCAGAAAACAAAUUUUGCCCCAAUUAAUGGAACAUGUGCGUUUACCAUUAAUGUCGAAAGAUUACAUAUUAAAAAAUGUAGUCGACGAACCUCUUCUUAGUAAUUGUUUUAAAUGUAAAGAUUACGUAGUAGAAGCAUUAAGUUUUCAUUUAUUUAAGUCAGAAGAACUUAAUACCAUUCUACAUAACAACCGGACAAAACCUAGACAGCGUGGUGGUACACAUAAAGUUAUAUUAGUGGUUGGUGGCUCAGGGAUCAAUUUCAAAACAUUAGAUAGUACAGAAUGGUAUGACCCAAAAAUCAACAAAUGGCAAUCUGGAUCAAAAAUGAUUACACCACGUUAUGCUGGUGGUCUAGCUGUAGUAAAAGAUAAUUUUGCGUUAUAUCUGGGUGGUAGAAAUUCCGAAUCAACUUCACAAGCAGUUGAUGCGAUAAAUUUAUCUUCAGAAUUACCUCAUUGGGAACCAAACUAUAACAUGUCAGUUAAACGACAACGGUUUGGAGUUGGUGUGAUUGAUAAUUGCAUAUAUGCUGUUGGCGGUUUUGAUGGCAAAAGUAUUUUAAAUAGUGCAGAAGUUUUUGACUGCAGAACUCGAGAAUGGUGUACGAUAUCUAGUAUGACUACUAUACGAUGUGGUCAUGGUCUUGGAGUACUGAAUAAUCUUUUAUAUGCGGUAGGAGGUUCUGCUCUACGUACAUUAAACUCCGUCGAAUGUUACCAUCCCAGUCUUGAUAGAUGGACACCAGUUGCAGACAUGUGUGUACGUCGCGCUGGAGUGGGCGUUGGAGUUUUAGAUGAUGUACUUUAUGCUGUAGGCGGUAAUGAUGGAUUAAAUGUUCACAAAAGUGUUGAAGCAUACAGACCGAGUACAGGCGUUUGGUAUACUAUUCCAGACAUGCAUUUGUGUCGGAAUAGUGCAGGAGUAGCGGUAUUCGAUGGUUUAUUGUAUGUCGUUGGUGGUAAUGACGGAUCUUCUGUUCUGGAUUCUGUAGAAUUUUACAACCCUAACACUAAUAAAUGGACCAUGGUCACAGCGUCAAUGAAUGUUGCAAGGGCUGAGGCAGGUGUUGUAGCCAUUGAUAUGCCACGACAUUUUAAAACUUGUUAGCAUUCACAAUAUUUUUUUUUGAUUCAUUAUAUUAUUACUUUCUCGUAUUGUAUAAUAGUAUCUUUGUUAUUUUUCUAUUUAUUGUAUAGUGCUUGAAUGUUUUAUGAAAAGUUUUUUUAGUACCUACGCUAUAAAUUGAUAGCCAAUAAUAAACCACCACAAUUUGAUUGCUAGGAGGCCAAAUGUUGUAUGUCCAAUUUUUCUCAAAAUCAUUUUAUAAUUCUAUUGGGUUAAUGUUAUAUAAAUCAAUUAUUAUAUAAAUAUUAAGUGGAUAAAUUUAACAAGUCCGGACUUGUUACUUUUGUCAAAAACAAUUCAUUUAAUAUUUUGAGUUAUGCUUAUGGAAUUAUUAAUGUUACAGUGAUACAUAAUAGAUAGGUACGCCUUAUCUUCAUUUAUUUUAUUUUUUGUAUAUUUUUUAUCUUUAUUAAAUGUCAAAC
Molecule: messenger RNA, 2682 nt
Organism: Acyrthosiphon pisum (pea aphid)
Lineage: Eukaryota; Metazoa; Arthropoda; Insecta; Hemiptera; Aphididae
Product: ring canal kelch homolog
Exons: 10
Coding region: 479-2242 (587 amino acids)
Molecular function (GO): protein binding
Source: RefSeq, a predicted model, not a curated record